This is a messenger RNA of Coccidioides immitis RS, 540 nucleotides long. RefSeq lists its product as uncharacterized. The transcript has a single exon. Lineage: Eukaryota; Fungi; Ascomycota; Eurotiomycetes; Onygenales; Onygenaceae. The record is from RefSeq and is a predicted model, not a curated record. Bases 1 to 540 code for a protein of 179 amino acids.
AUGAUGUCUGAGGCCUCAGACUUCAGCAACAUUCAAUACAGAUUGGUGAAGCUGGCACUCAGAAGUGAAGAUAAAGAUGCAUAUCAGCCAGAGCUCAGUAAGAGCAGUAAAGAUGAAGAUAAUAAGAAUAUCAGUAAUCUGGAUGAAUAUUCAGCAGAUGACACACCAGUUGUCAAUGUCCAGACUUCUGAUUCAGAAUAUGAACAUCUACAGGAAGAGUCCUGGCACAAGCAGUUCUAUCUACUAUUAUUUCUGCAUGAUCUGGAGUUCAUGAUACUAGAGCUGCACCAGUGCUCCCCACUUCAUCACUGGGGUCUGCUCUACUGCCAGUUCUACAACAUCAUCAAGAAGAUCUUUAUAGCUGGCAAGCAUUCCCCAUUUGCAAAUGAGAACCUGGACACAUUAGCUUUAAAUUCCAGACUGGUACAGAUCUGGCAGCAUAUUGAAAAGAUUAUCAGUUAUUCCUCUCUGGCCUUGCUGUAUGUGUACAUUCACAUCAAGCAAUGGUGCCAUGUCAUCAUUUCCAACUGCCACCAGUAA